Messenger RNA from Diuraphis noxia (Russian wheat aphid), 1829 nucleotides. Its product is annotated as peptidyl-prolyl cis-trans isomerase sig-7. Gene Ontology annotation, biological process: protein peptidyl-prolyl isomerization. Lineage: Eukaryota; Metazoa; Arthropoda; Insecta; Hemiptera; Aphididae. Gene Ontology annotation, cellular component: nucleus. Gene Ontology annotation, molecular function: peptidyl-prolyl cis-trans isomerase activity; RNA binding. The record is from RefSeq and is a predicted model, not a curated record.
UCUAUCAAGAUUUAAACCAUGUCUGUAGUUCUUGAAACUACUAUCGGGGAUUUAACAAUAGAUUUGUUUACUAAAGAAAGACCUCACUCUUGCAAAAACUUUCUGAAGCUAUGUAAAUUAAAAUAUUACAACUUUUGUCUCUUUCAUCAUGUACAAUCAAAUUUUGUGGCUCAAACAGGCGAUCCAACAGGUACUGGGUCUGGAGGACAAUCAGUAUAUGGAAUUUUAUCAGGUAAAGAAGCAAGAUAUUAUGAAGGAGAAAAAAAACCAAAAAUUAAACAUGAUCGACCUGGACUUGUAUCAAUGGUGAAUUGUGGUGAUAAUUUAAUUGGAUCACAAUUCUUUAUAACUUUAGGUGAAGAUACAACUUGUUCAUUAGAUGAACAUAUUGUUUUUGGUGAAAUAGCUGAAGGUCAUGAUGUAUUAUUGAAAUUGAAUGAGACAAUAUGUGAUGCUACACAUCGACCCUAUCAGGAUAUAAGAAUUACACAUACAGUCAUCUUGGAAGAUCCAUAUGAUGAUCCUGAUGGUUUAAUUGUACCUGGUCAAUCUCCUGAGCCACCAUUAGAAGUACUCCAGAGUGAUAGAAUUGGAGCAGAUGAAGACAUUACUGAAGAUAUAGACAUUGAAGAAUUAGAAGAAAAACGACUAGAAAAGGAAGCUCUUGCUCGUGCUACUAUUCUUGAAAUAGUUGGAGAUUUACCUUCUGCUGAUAUUGCACCUCCUGAAAAUGUUUUAUUUGUAUGUAAGCUAAAUCCAGUUACCAGUGAUGAUGAUUUACAAAUAAUAUUUAGCAGAUUUGGUAAAAUUGUAAGUUGUGAAGUUAUUAGAGAUAAAAAAACUGGGAAUUCUCUACAAUAUGCUUUUGUUGAAUUUGAUAAUCAAAAAUCAUGUGAAGAUGCUUAUCUGAAAAUGGACAAUGUUCUAAUUGACGAUCGCCGAAUUCACGUAGAUUUCAGCCAGAGUGUAUCAAAAAUUAAAUGGCUUGGCAAAGGACGUGGAGUAAAAUAUACUGAUAAAGAUGAUGAAGGGAAAAAUAUAAGUGAUAAAUAUUCAAAAUACAGAAAUAAGAAAAGAGAUAGUUAUGACUCUAGAAAUAAUUAUAUUAAAAAUAAAACGUCGUCUCAUGAAUCAAAACGUUAUAAAAAAGAUGAUAAUAACUAUAGAUAUAGAGAAAGUGAAAAAGAGGAAAAGGCACCCUAUAGCAAGUAUAAGAAAAAUGAAAAAGAUAACUACAGAAGAUAUGAAAACGAUGACAAAAUGAGAAAGAAAUAUAGAAAUGAAGGAGAAAGAAGAAAUGAAAAAGAUGGAAAAAAUGAAAAGGGUGACAAAUAUAAAAGAAGUAAUAGAGAUGAUAGAGAUAAAAGAAGUGACAGAAUCAAAAGAAGUGAUAAAUAUGAUAGGGAUAGCCGUAGAUAAGUUAAUAGGUAUUGAAUUAUGAAUAAAACAAUUGAAAAUGCCAAUUUAAUCAUUUAUGUAUUUAUAUUUUCGACAGGAAAAUUGCUUUGUGAAUUACUUUAAAAAUAUAUACAUAAAUACAUUUUAAUUAUUAAAUUUGUAUUAAACUUGAAUAUAUUUGUUACUUGUACCAAAUAUAGAAUACUAUUCAACCAAUAAAUUUGUAAUGUAUAUAAAAUAGGUGCAGGCAGAAAAUUUAGUACUAUCAUUCAAUAUGAAAAACAAUUCUGAUUGAAGAUAACCUAUGAAACUAUAAUAUUACAAAUUCACUCAAUGAUUCAAAAUUCUGGGGACCAAGCUAAAAAUAAAAUUUGUAAAGGUUUUCAAUUUACCAAAUGUUUGAUUAUUUGAGGGAAAAAAAUUAAUUUGAA